Messenger RNA from Rotaria sp. Silwood1, 654 nucleotides. The record is from the annotation of a GenBank genome assembly. Lineage: Eukaryota; Metazoa; Rotifera; Eurotatoria; Philodinida; Philodinidae.
AUGUUAAGUCGUAUUAUUAUACGAUUUGUAACAAAUUUAAAACGUUUUCGUUUACAAUAUGAUUCUCCAUCAGUAUCAAAUGAAAAGAUUUGUCGAGCAUUUGUUAUCUCAUCGAAUCAAUAUGGCUCAUUUCGUCCAACGCAUUUACCACCGCCAUUACUUUAUCGUUCUGAUAGUCUUUUUUCACAUUGUGAUUUUAUGGUAAAUAACGAACAAACAAUAUCUCAGAAAGCUCUUAAUAUUAAUUCACAAACAAAUACAACUAAUCCUAGUUUAUUAGAAUAUUAUUUAAAAACUUAUAAUCCAUUACAAAUUGAUUUAAAAAGUAAUAAUGACGACAUCGUUACAACAUCAAUUAUUAAAGAUCAAUCUUAUGAAGAAGCACCAAGUGAUACUGAUACACGUCCAAUAGCAAACUGUUAUGCUCUUAAUUGUACAAACAAACGAAAAAUAUAUGGUGGUAGACAAUAUACUCGUCUUAAAGAACAAGAAAAUUGCUCGGCAACUAUGAGUACUACUGAUGAUCGACUUUCUGAAUGUAGUACAAAAUUAACUAGCAUCACAUUGCCUACAGUUAUGAUUACAGAUUGUUCUGAUAGUCAACGAUUACAUACAGAUAUCAUUGAACUUAAUGAAGAUGAGAAGGACAAAUAA